AUGGACUCAUCCCACACCUCAGCCGCGCAUCCCGCGGCUGUCCAGGAGAAAUCGAGCAAGGCAGUAUCAGACUACCUUAAGCAAAAAGGAAAAGAUGAGCAAUUGCGCGUGCUGCGCGAGCGCAAACGACCGCUCAACUUGCUGGAUCUCCCCGUCGAUAUCCUUCAGAUGAUCGCCAAAGAGGCAUGUUUGCUGUCAUCCUGGCUCUGCCUUUUCACGCAUACUACCGACCUCACUGCGCUUGCCCUGACCCAUUCAGCAUUUUACAACCUAGCCAUCCCCUUGAUCUAUUCACGCUUCGAUAUUGUAUGGCCUGAACCUCAGAGUGGUGGCUCCGAAGGCAAGAGCGUCGAUGCUCUUACGUACGGUCUUUCAACACUUUGUCUAGGGAGCUCUUUUGCCCACACGAUUCACAAGUCGCAUGGGAAAUACUACAAUUCUUCCGGCCUCACCAAGCUCACAGACAACAACUAUGCGAAGUACUGCAGGAAGUUCUCUUUGGGCAAUGGCCCCCCUGAGUGGGUAUCUGACUACCAUAUAUCAAAAGAGAGCGGCAGGAUGCUCGGCAUUCUUGUAGCCAUGGCUAUACGGAAAAUGAAGAACCUCGAGACAUUUAUUUGGGACAUGCCCACUGGUGUUUUAUCUGAGGUUUUUAUGGCGCUGGCUUCGUUGGGGGGACCGUCAGGCAAAGAGACCAGCUUGAAUCGUGUAUGGGUUCGCUGGCACGAUAAUUCCGACAUCUAUGGAAAUGGCGAGUAUGAUCCCAACGAAGAGGCAACCACUACUGCCCUAGUUCCUCCGGGAAGCCAGCUCACACCUGUCGGCAUUCUGGUACCUCCUGAAGCCGAUUUACCUGUGCGUCUAGAGCCGAUCAAAUACUCCGAAUACCGGUGUGAAUACCCGACUUUUAGCUGCCUGCCACCACUUAAAAGCUUGACGGUUCUCGACAUUGAUGAAAUUGGCUAUCUGGAUGAAAUGGCCACCCUCAUCGAAACUUCGAAAGAUACGCUGCAAGAGCUCAGAGUCGGCAUUGCACUCAGAGCUGUGGGACGUGAUUUUGCACAGACAUGGGACGGGCCGAACCUCAAACAAGUGGAUCAUGAAGCCAGGUGGCCUGGCGAAAGCAGGAUUGGAGAGAGGAGACUAGGAGGUGUUUUGGGCCAUGAUAGUCUGUGGAAGAUGCUACGAAAGCAGUUUCAACCAACCCCAGUCAAUGUUGACCUCAACGGCCAGCCGUCGCGUUCGAAUGGUCCUCUUCAAUACCACUUGGCACUCAAGCAUAUCCACACAGACACAACCACGCUCUCUCUUAUCAAUUUCAUCAGAGAUACGCUCGCGCCAAAUACUCUCGAGGUUCUUUUCUUGCAAGAUCGCAGGCGCGCUACACACCCCGUCGAUAUCGACAUCAUCUUUAAGGGGGCCAUCAAAAAGCAUUAUGCCAGCUUGAAGAAGCUGCUCCUUGAUUGCUCUGCCCUUCCCAACCAAACGGCCGCUACCGAUAGUUCCAGCAUCAGGUGGAGAAGAUGGAUCCCCAGCACGGAGAUGGUGCGUUACAUUACCAGUGGAAGAAUGGCCAAUCUGCGGGAGCUGGCUAUUUGUCUUGAUUAUAGGGAUUGGCAUUUCUUUUUGCAGAGGUUACCCAACAUUCCCCAGCUACGCUCGUUGCACAUUCCUCAAGUUAAUGAGUAUCCUCAUAUCCUCCCGGAUCGCAGUUGCUUUGAGCCUAAGGAGCUGGCCCUCCAAGUUCUCGACAUCAUUACCCUUCGUCCCGAGGUUAGCCUCUGCUAUGUUGGCAUUGCGCAGAAGUGCUUCGAGAUCCUCGAAUAUCGUGACAACGGCGGUCGGAAGAGAAAAGGCAAGAGUAGCAAGAAUGGUGUUUCUGGUGAUAGCGUUGCACCAGUCUCCCUGGGCCAGGACGGAAGCGCUACUUCAAGCACGAAUCCCGCCGGUACACCCACGACUGAGCAGUACGACUCAGACGACGACGACUCAGACGAUCUGCUGAUGAAUGAUGAGCAAGAGGAGGAAGAUGAGAAUGGGGAAUUUGUGGAUGAAGAUUCAGACGAAGAUGAUGAUGAAGAAAUUAGUGAUGAGGAUGAUGACGACGAUGCCGAUGACGAGGAUGAGGAAAGUGAGGUUGAGAGUACGGUGGCGAGUGAUCCGGGCGAGCUCGGCGGAGGAGGGCAAGAAGAUGACGGCACUGGCGCAAGCGACGAUGAUGACGGCUUUGUGGAUCCAAACAAAGGUAGACUGAGGUUCAAGCUGCGGGAGAUCUUGUUUUACGACGAUAAGGUCGCCAUUUUUAAGGCGAGGCAUGGCAAGUUAUGA
This is a messenger RNA of Thermochaetoides thermophila DSM 1495, 2328 nucleotides long. RefSeq lists its product as uncharacterized. The transcript has 4 exons. The coding region runs from base 1 to 2328 and encodes 775 amino acids. Lineage: Eukaryota; Fungi; Ascomycota; Sordariomycetes; Sordariales; Chaetomiaceae. The record is from RefSeq and is a predicted model, not a curated record.